CAUGUUUAUUCGUAAAGUAUGUCAAAACCGGAAGUACUUUAAUGUUUCGCCACCCAAACGAGGGGCAAGCAAGCGGAAGCACAACAUCUUCCCCCAUCCGGUUGAUGGCGAUCAACUUUUGCUUUACUAACCGUCAGAGACAGGAGAAGAAGAAGCAAGGUUGACUUUGGUAACUGCUUGACACUAUGCUGACUUAAGGGUAACAUCAGCCAACAUGAGCACCGGGCAUGACCGCGGUACAGUCAGCCUCAGUGAUGCCAAGCCGGACUCUGCCUCGUCAUUCCCCGGGCACAUCAUGCAGGUUUUCAGGCAAAUGAAGAUAGAAAACCUGGUUGCUGGUCUCAGUGGAGGAGUUGUGUCAACUAUGGUUGUUCACCCUCUCGACCUGGUCAAAAUCAGGUUUGCAGUGAGUGAUGGUUUGGAAUUACGGCCCAAAUAUAACGGAAUACUGCACUGUAUGAAGUGUGUAUGGCAGCAGGAAGGACUGAGGGGACUCUACCAAGGAGUAACCCCCAAUGUGUGGGGCGCCGGAGCAUCCUGGGGCCUCUAUUUCUUUUUCUACGAAGCAAUCAAAGCAUACGUAAAAGACGGACGUCAGACAGAACUGAGUGCUGCUCAACACCUGGUGUCUGCAGCCCAAGCAGGCAUCCUUACACUCACCAUAACCAACCCUAUCUGGGUCACCAAGACCAGGCUUGUGCUGCAGUACAGUUCUGACCCAACUAAUAAACAAUACAAGGGGAUGCUGGAUGCACUGAUCAAGAUCUACCGCACGGAGGGUGUGUCAGGACUCUACAAGGGUUACGUUCCUGGUCUCUUUGGAACGUCCCACGGUGCCCUGCAGUUCAUGGCCUAUGAGCAGCUCAAGAGACGCUACAAAAAAUACAAGAAGGUUCCUGCAGAUGCAAAGCUGAACGCAUUGGAAAACAUCACGACAGCAGCACUAUCCAAAAUAUUUGCCGUGGCCACGACGUACCCAUAUCAGGUGGUGCGAGCUCGACUGCAAGACCAGCACAAUACAUACAACGGUGUAGUCGAUGUCAUCACACGGACAUGGAGGAACGAAGGUGCCACCGGGUUCUACAAAGGCAUCAUCCCAAACGUGAUUCGUGUCACUCCAGCAUGCUGCAUCACUUUUUUAGUGUAUGAAAAUGUCUCUCGCUUGCUUCUGGGUACAAGUUAACAAUGUUUACAAGUAAAAAGGAACAUUCACUCAAAAUAUAUGAAAUGGGAUUGUGGAGCCACUGAAUGGGGCGAGUCCUGAUGCCUGGAAGGAUGAAUGCUGCUGUAAAAUCAGGUUUUUUACAAUAUUAAUAUGUACAUGUUUCAAAGGAACUUUCAUAAAAUGUUUGUACAGUGAAGCUAACAUUUUGUUUAUUCUGUCUGAAAAGAUUGAGCAACAGUAGCAGAAAGCUUACAUUAGAUCAUAAAUAUCAAAUUCAAGGCUCAGAUUUGGAAAAUAAAGACAUUUUUGUAGCCAUUUUUUUUACUUUUUUUUUUUCCAAUUAUGGUUGUGGAAAAUGUUUCAAAAUCUUGCUUGUUCUAAAUCCAAAAUCCUUUAAAAUUGCAUGAAAUAUUGAAUUUCUUCAAUAUUGUUUAUAUAAUACUGUUUAU
Molecule: messenger RNA, 1614 nt
Organism: Doryrhamphus excisus (bluestripe pipefish)
Lineage: Eukaryota; Metazoa; Chordata; Actinopteri; Syngnathiformes; Syngnathidae
Product: solute carrier family 25 member 32-like
Biological process (GO): nucleotide transport; transmembrane transport
Source: RefSeq, a predicted model, not a curated record